Messenger RNA from Nipponia nippon (crested ibis), 1230 nucleotides. NCBI's taxonomy places the organism in Eukaryota, Metazoa, Chordata, Aves, Pelecaniformes, Threskiornithidae. The record is from RefSeq and is a predicted model, not a curated record.
AUGGCUAGUGUUCGCACGCAUGCAACCUUCAGCGUGGGGUUUUUGCAGAGAUAUAAAUUACAGUUCAUCGGCCGUGAGUCUUGGGAGCUGAGUUCCCUGGGGACUGAUUGCCAGGGGCAGGGUGGGAACUGCUGGGAUCUGUCCACAGGAAGCGGAAAGAAAUCAGAAAGCAGCCAAAAAACUGGGAGGAGCAGUCAAGAGCAUGGCCCGGAAAGGUUCAAACCUAGUAAUGAAGACACAAUUUCUGCAGUGAGGGUGUUGACUUUUUACAACUUACUGAUGGAGAAAGUAGUAGCACCUGAGAAUAAUGAGUACCAAAGAAACAAAACUACUGCGUACUUCAGCUGUGGCUUCUACAAAGUGACUCUGAGCAACCCUGUGGAAAAAGUGGCCUAUCUUAUAAUAUUCCAUAUUCUCUUUGUGCUCUUUGUGUGGACGUAUUGGAAGUCUAUUUUUACUCUCCCGGUGCAGCCAGGCAAAAAGUACCAUAUAUCCUAUGCUGACAAAGAACGCUAUGAAAAUGAAGAAAGGCCGGAGGUGCAGAGGCAAAUUCUCGCUGAAAUCGCAAGGAAGUUGCCGGUGUACACAAGAACGGGGAAUGGAGGUGUUCGAUUCUGUGAUAGAUGCCAGCUAAUAAAACCUGAUCGAUGUCACCAUUGUUCCGUUUGUGCCAUAUGCGUGCUAAAAAUGGAUCAUCACUGUCCAUGGGUGAAUAACUGCAUUGGAUUUUCUAACUACAAAUUCUUUCUGCUGUUCUUAGCCUAUUCUUUGUUGUAUUGCUUGUAUAUUGCUGCAACGGUCUUCAAGUAUUUCAUUAAGUAUUGGACAGUAAGUCGUGAAAUCUGGUUACUUUUUCAUAUCCUCUGAAUGGCUACAAUAUGCAUAAUCCUGUUUCAGAGUAUUUGGCAUUGAUUUUCAUUUUUUUCACUCUAAUUGCAUCUGUGUGUAGAGGCUUUCUCAGCUCCAGUGUUUCAAAAUGGCCCAGAUAAAAAUGGAUUCAAUCUUGGCUUUGUAAAGAAUCUUCAGCAAGUGUUUGGAGAAGAAAAAAAGCUCUGGUUACUACCUAUUGCCUCUAGCCAGGGCGAUGGCCAUUUUUUCCCAAUGAGAGCUUUCUGUGAAGCUCAGAAUCCUCUCCUAGCAAACGAAGAGCAGUGGGAAGAUGAUGGAAUAGAUGAAGAGCCUCAUGAUGCCGGUGAAGCUUCAUCCCUUGCCAUAGAAAGGGAGACAUAG